Messenger RNA from Balaenoptera musculus (blue whale), 1169 nucleotides. RefSeq names its product protein SPT2 homolog. The transcript is spliced from 4 exons. The record is from RefSeq and is a predicted model, not a curated record. The coding region runs from base 1 to 639 and encodes 212 amino acids. NCBI's taxonomy places the organism in Eukaryota, Metazoa, Chordata, Mammalia, Artiodactyla, Balaenopteridae.
AUGUCCCUCCCUCCCCGGCUGCAACAGCACUUCACGGCCCGGCAGGGAGGGCGGCCCCGCGGGGCUGCCGAGCUGGGCGUGGGGCGAGGGGGGCCGGGCCGGGAAGGGAGGGAGGGAGGAGAGGAGGCGGGGAAGAAGUGGAGGGGAGAAGAAACGGAGGGAGAGGGACGAAAGGGGGCUGGAGAGGAGGGGCCAGGCUGCCCGGACCGACGUGGGACAGGUCCUGGGCAGCCCAGCCGCCAGGCGAGGCGAGAGGCCCCGAUCGGCAUCCAGGUCUUUGCCAGCGCCUGGAAUGCGCCUCCCUCCCCAAUCCAAGUCCUUGUUUACUGCAACAUCCCUCCCUCCGGCCCGGCCCUGACCCCUCCAGGGCUGGGCGUGUCCUUGUCCGGCUGCGUCUCCACGCCCCGGGCGGGGGGCUCCUCAGGCCCGGGGCGGCGACCUGUCACCCAGCAAUUCGCUGUUUCAAGGUUCGAGUUUCUUAUCCCCAUUUUUAACAUGAGACCGUCGAAGCCUAGAGAACUUCCCUUCUGGACUCAUUCAAUCGAUCAACAAGUAUGGGAUCUAGUGACUCUUCUGAGCCUGCGGGAGCCUCGGGACACCACAACCUCGGGAAAGAGUCAACAGGGCCACCGGUCAUAAAGCAGGCUCUGCCCGGUGUCCAUCUGGUGCUGAAGGGGGCUGCCGGCGCAUCAGCUUCCUCGUCGGUAAAAUGGUCUUGUGAGACUGGAAAGAGCCAGAGGGCAGGGGCUGAGUCCUCUCCCAGCGGCCUGACAAACACCUGCACGGGACGAGGGAGGAGGGCGGUUCCUGCUCCAGGCGAGGGCGGAGGCGGGACAGGAGGGGAGGGGCCGCCGCCUGCGCCAGUAACCCGAUCCUCAGGAAUGCGCCGGGGCCAGAAGAGCCCCCAGCCCGAGCCCGGCGCCCUUCCCCCGGCCCACCCGCGGGGUUCUGCCACCCGGGGACGGUCUCCGCAAGUUCCACCCCCACUAGACCUUGGGUCCUAAGCGCCGGGGGACUGUCCGCAGAAGCCCCAUCCGGCUCCGCGGUGCUCUGAGCACCCCGGGACCAUCCUUGGCAAGAGCCUCUGCCCCAGGACCCCUCCGCUUCACUCCCUUGGGCUUCCUGCUUAACUCUUUUUCUUUGGGGCUUUCCGUUUUAUUAAGUAGAUU